Eimeria acervulina is the source of this 7302-nucleotide messenger RNA. RefSeq lists its product as hypothetical. The coding region runs from base 1 to 7302 and encodes 2433 amino acids. The record is from RefSeq and is a predicted model, not a curated record. The transcript has a single exon. NCBI's taxonomy places the organism in Eukaryota, Apicomplexa, Conoidasida, Eucoccidiorida, Eimeriidae. Gene Ontology annotation, biological process: regulation of transcription by RNA polymerase II. Gene Ontology annotation, cellular component: nucleus. Gene Ontology annotation, molecular function: transcription cis-regulatory region binding.
AUGCUUCUGCCCCCAGUCAGCUGGAUGGGGGGCGUGCUGCUGCUGCUGUUGCAGCUGCUGCUGCUGCAGCAGCAGCUGUUAGUGGCUUUUGCUGAGACCGCCGUCACAUCUGCAGCUGCUUUCCCGCUUGAGAGAAGUUAUAAGGGACAGCACAAGGAGGUGUACGUACACCCCAUUGAAGAAGGAGUUGUAGAAGGAGAGAGUUGGGCUUCCCCCGAUCAGAGACAAUCUCCUCUUAGCAGCAGAUGGGGUAGCAGCAAAGCAAAAUCCCUCUUAAACAUUUGGAGGCAUCUAUUCAGCCGGAGAGGAUCGGCAGCAACAGCAGCAGCAGCAGCAGCUGAUGCUGCUGCUAUUGCUGCUGCUGGCGCAGUGCUAGGCGUUGUGUUUAUGCUGCUCUCUUGCGGUUUGUCUAUCUCUCGCAAUACGCAGCCACACGCAACAUGGGUUGCCCCAAGGCGGCUCUCCUCUGGUGCAGAUGGAGACCCCUGUGAACGAGCAGCAGCAGCAGCAGAAGCAGAAGCAGAAGCAGAAGCAGCAACAGGAGAAGCUGAAGCAGGUGGAGAAGGCACAUCGGGAGGUGGCAGCAGCAGUUCGUUGUCUAACGACGCAGUGAAAGGGUAUAUUGAGCAGCAGCAACAGCAGCAGCAGCAGCAGCAGCAGCAGCAGGUCUCAGCAGCAGCGGAACAGGGACAGGAGGGGGAGCAGGAACUGUUGGGGUCCCGAGAGGGAGAAGCAGCAACAGAAGAAACAGUAGCAACAACAGCAUCAGCAGCAGCAGCAGCAGCAGCAGCUCCAGCUCGCGGAAGCUAUUUCCCAGGAGACCCUGUAUUGCAGAUGUUUGUGGAUUUGUUUGAAAAGACUUUCAGUGAAAGUAGAGAAAGAAGAGAUGAGAGCAACAAAAGCAGCGGUAGUUCAAUAGAUGAAGAGACAUCUGAGGAGACACCUGGAGAGACAGAAGAAGAGGUAGAUAUAAUACAGACACAACAAACAGAGACAAAUAAUAAAACAAAGCUUAAAAAUGCAGAAACAAACAAAGACAAAGGAGAGGAUUCAGGAGAAGAGGCAUCAGGCGAAGACACAGAAGAAGAAGAAGAAGAGAGGGGAUUACCUCUACAUAGAGAUACAGACAGAGACAGAGACAGAGACAGAAAAAGAGAGAAAGAAAGAGAAAGAGAAAGAGAAGAAGAAAGAGACAGAGAGAGGGACAGAGAAAGAGAAAGAGAAAGAGAAAGAGACAGAGAAGAAGAAAGAGAAAGAGACAGAGAAAGAGAAAGGGAGAGAGAGAGACAAAGAGAAGAAGACAGAGAAAGAGACAGAGACAGAGAAAGAGAAAGAGAAGAAGACAGAGAAAGAGAACAAGACAGGGACAGAGAGAGAGAGAGAGAAAGAGAAAGAGACAGAGACAGAGAAAGGGACGCCGACAUAGAAAAAGAAAAAGAAAGAGACAGAGAGAGAGACAGAGACAGGGACAGAGAAAGAGAAAGAGAAAGAGAAAGAGAAAGAGAGAGAGACAGGCAAAGAGAAAGAGAAAGACAAAGACAGAGAGAAAGAGACAGACAAAGAAAGAGAGAAAGAGAGAAACAAAAGCAGAGGGAAAGGGAAAGAGAAAGAGAAAGAGAACGAGAAAGAGAGAGAGACAGAGAAAGAGAAAGAGACAGAGAAAGAGACGGAGAGAGAGACAGAGAAAGAGACAGACAAAGAGAAAGAGAAAGAGAGAGACAAAUAGAUAGACAAAAAGGAAGAGAAAGAGACAGAGAAAGAGAAAGAGAAAGAGAGAGACAAAGAGAAAGAGACAGAGACAGAGAAAGAGAAAGAGACAGAGAAAGAGAAAGAGAAAGAGACAGAGAAAGAGAGAGAGAAAGAGAGAGAGAAAAAAACAGAGAAAGCGAAAGGCAAAGAAACAAGCAAAGAGAAAGAGACAGACAAAGACAAAAAGAUAGAGAAAGGGACAGGGAAAGAGACAGAGAAAGAGAAAGAGAAAGAGAAAGAGACAGAGACAGAGACAGAGAAAGAGACAGAGAGAGCAUCAAGGUGGAGACACAGGGAGAAGCCUCAGCACAAGAGCGAAGACGAAGGACAGAUGAAACCGCAAUAGGAGAAAGACAGAGAGCAACAAAGGUAGAGAGAAUAAUGCAGCAAGCAGCUUCCCCUGCUGCUGCAGUCCCAGACCCUGUGGCUUCCUUGCUUGAAGUCGGUUUACCCCCUUUCCCCAGGGCAACCCCUGCAGCAGCAGCAGCAGCAGCAGCAAGAACAGAAGCAGCAGCAACACCAACAACAGAAACAGCAGCAGCAGCAGCAAUGCCAAUACCAACAGCAGCAGCAACAGGAGGCAUAGGAGCAACAGAGACGGCGGCAACAUCGCUUCUUGGAUUAACCGGCCCAGGAAGGAGACGAGGACCAGCAGCAGCAGCAGCAGCAGCGGCAGCAGCAGCUGCAGCAGCAGCAACUCUUGAGGAAGAAGUUGAAGGAGUAGGAUAUGAAUCUGAUUCGUCAGAGGAAGAAGGAGCAGGUGUUUAUGCCGCAGCAUUUCUGCUAGAUAGAGGAGCGAAGGGGGUUGCUGCUAAAGAAGCAGCAGCAAGAGGAGAGCCUACAUGGACAGCUACGCCUCUGCUAUGGCCUGGAAGUCUAAAGCGAACCAUUCCUAAUUCUGCUUCUAUUACAUCUUUGCUGCUGCGGUUGCAGGAGUUGGGGCAGUACUGUCGGGUGUAUGUACACCGUCUUCCCCGCUCUCUAGCAAGAGGAAUUGUAACGCGUAUUGUGAGGUUUGCUGUGGUAGAGUUGUCUGCUUUAAGCUCGUUUACUACUGCAGAAACAGAAUAUCAACGAAUAAACAUUAUUAGGACAUUCAUAAGCUUGGGGAAGAGCGUCGGUGGACGCCCCCAAUGGCCCCCUGUAGCAUGUUGCCCUAUAGACCGUUUGCUAGCGCUUCUAGAAGAGCUGCUGCGGGAUCAUCAGCAUCAUCAGCAGCAGCAGCAACAGCAGCAGCAGAGGGGGCCAGCAGCAGACGAGGACAGAAGCAGCAGCAGUACGGGCACCAGGUCAACGCUUCCUGCUACUGCAACAGCAAUAAGACAUGUUGCUGUUGCCCUCAACAGGCUGCUUCAAAGUAUGGAUAUAGUAACAGGCGCAGUUCCAUUUGCUGUUUCUAGAGUUGAGGGGAAAGUUAUUGCUGCUGUUACCCGGGAGCGGCUGCAGCAUGUUCUUGUAGAUAAAGAAGCAGCAAGUCUGCUGCAGCGAGCACAAAAUAAAGCUUGUCCUAAUCUUAUUAUUACAAAACCAGAUAUGCAGCAAGCAGCAGAGAACCCAAGGAACGUAUCAGAGACCGUUAAGGCUCUGUGCAUAGAUGCUGCAGUUGCUGCAGCACGAAAAGCAGCAAGCGUAGGCGAUUUCCGUGCUAUCAGCAGUGCAGCAGCAGCAGCAGCAGAGGCAGUCACUUUCCUUCCAAGCGAUUUACAGCAACAAGCACCAAAAGCAGAAGCAGAAAGAAAAAGCGCAGAAGAAGAAAAUGAAAAUGAAGAAAAAGAUGAAGAAGAAGAAGCUGCUGCUGCUGCUGCUGCUGCUGCUGCUGACAUGGCCUCGUUCGGAUUUCCAGAAAUACGUCAUAGACAACAAGAGGAGCGCCUGCUGCGGCAGCUGCAGCAGCAACAACUGCAGCACCAACAACUGCAGCACCAACAACAACUGCAGCAGCAACAAUUGCAGCAACGGCAACUGCAGCAGCAGCAACUGCAACAGCAGCAGCACCUACAGCAACAGCAACUGCAGCAGCAGCAACAACUGCAGCAGCAACUGCAGCAGCAAAAACUGCAGCAGCAGCAACUGCAGCAGCAGCAACUGCAACUGCAGCAACGGCAACUGCAGCAGCAGCAAUUGAAGCAGCACCAACUGCAGCAACAGCAACAGCAACUGCAGCAACAGCACCUGCAGCAACAGCAACAGCAACUGCAGCAACAGCACCUGCAGCAACAGCAACUGCAACUGCAGCAACAGCAACUGCAGCAGCACCAGCAGCAGCAGCAGCAACUGCAGCAACAGCACCUGCAGCUGAAGUCAGUGCAGCAGCAACAGCAACUGCAGCAGCAGCAGGUGCAGCAGCAACAGCAACUACAGCAGCAGCUAGAAAGACAGCAGCUGCAGCAACAGCAACUGCUGCAGCAUCAACUGCAGCAACAGCAACUGCAGCAACAGCAACUGCAGCAACAGCAACUGCAGCAGCAACAGCAACUGAGGCAGCAGCAACUGCAGCAACAGCAGCAGCAGCAGCAACUAGAAUUAAAGCAGCUGCAGCAACGCCACCUGCAGCAACAGCAACUGCAGCAACAGCACCUGCAGCAGCAACAACUGCCGCAGAAGGCAUUGCAGCAACAGCAGAUGCAGCAACAGCAAUUGCAACAGAAGGCACUGCAGCAGCACCAGCAACUGCAGCAACAGCAACUGCAGCAGCAACAACAGCCACUGCAGCAACAGCAACUGCAGCAGCAACAACUGCAGCAAGAUCAACUGGGGCAGCAACAGCUGCAGCAGCAGCAACUGCAGCAACAGCAACUGCAGCAACAACAACUGCAGCAGCAGCAACUGCAGCAGCAGCAGCAACUGCAGCAGCAGCAACAACUGCAGCAGCAGCAACUGCAGCAGCAGCAGCAGCAGCAACUGCAGCAACAGCAACUGCAGCAACAGCAACUGCAGCAACAACAGCUGCAGCAGCAGCAACUGCAGCAGCAGCAACUGCAGCAACAGCAACUGCAGCAGCAACAACUGCAGCAGCAGCAACUGCAGCAGCAGCAACUGCAGCAACAGCAACUGCAGCAACAGCAACUGCAGCAACAGCAACUGCAGCAACAAGAACUGCAGCAGCAGCAACUGCAGCAGCAACAGCAACUGCAGCAACAGCAACUGCAACAACAGCUGCAACAGCAGAACGUGGAGCACGAGCAAGUGCAGCAGCAACAGCAACUGCCGCAACAGCAACAGCAACUGCAGCAACAGCUGCAGCAGCAACAAAUGCAGCAGCAACAACUGCAGCAACAGCAACUGCAGCAGCAACAACAGCCACUGCAGCAACAGCAACUGCAGCAGCAACAACUGCAGCAGCAACAACUGCAGCAGCAACAACUGCAGCAGCAACACCUGCAUCCGCAACAACUGCAGCAGCAGCAACUGCAGCAACAACAACUGCAGCAGCAACAACUGCAGCAGCAGCAACUGCAGCAACAACAACUGCAGCAGCAACAGCUGCAUCCGCAACAACUGCAGCAGCAACAACCGCAGCAGCAACAGCUGGAGCAACAGCAACUUCAGCAGCAGCAACUGCAGCUGAAAGCAUUGCAGCAGCAACAGCUACAGAAAGCGAAUGUGCUCCUCAUGCGGCUGCCUUUUCCCAUGUCAAGCAUGCAUCGCUACCAUUACCAGCAACAGAUGCAGAUGCCGCUGCUGCAGCAGCCCCAACACCAGCACCUGAAUGAGCAGCAGGAGUUGCUGCGUCAGCAGCAGCAGCUACAAGCGCAGAUAUUCCAGCAGCAACUGCUGGGCCAGCAGGCUCAGCUGCGGCCGGGGCUGCUGCAACCCGCGUUGCUUCGUCUGCAAGAGAGCCCGCAGCUAAGGCAGCAGCGGCAGCAGCGGCAGCAGGAGCAGGAGCAGCUGCUGAAGCUUCAGCAGCAGUUAUCGCGGAUGCAGCAGCAAGGAUCGGAGGGGCCCCCCGCAGAAAAGGCGGUAGAGAGUCAGGAGAGAGGCUAUGCUGCUCCAGGUUUGUUGAGGGCAUUGAAAUCUACUGGUGAGUCGCUGUUUCUGUCUCCUGCUGCUUCUUCCUCCAGCAGCAGCAGCAGCAGCAGCAGCAGCAGCACUGGUUACAGCAGAGAAGUGAUGGCGCUUGAUCUCAGCGAACAAGGAGACAGCGAUAGCGAAAGCGACGAAGACAGAGACAGAGACAGAGACAAAAAAAGAAGAGGGGUGUUUGUGGGGUCAGACUUCACAGCACCUAUUCUGCCAGGUAGGGGAAAAGACAACAGCAUGCAAAGGCAGCAACUGCAGCAGCAACAACGCCGGGAACAGCAGCAACAACAGGUGCAGCAGCAGCUGCAACAGCAACAACGGCUACAACAACAGCAACAACUGCAGCAGUUUGUACUUCUCCAGCACCCGUCGCAGCAGCUGGUGCAGCAGCAACGGCGGCUGCAGCUGCAGCAGCGGGUGCAGCAGUUGCCGCAGGAGCAACAGCUGCAGCAACAGCUUCUGCAGCCAGGAAGCAUGCAGCAGCAGCACCUGCAGGAGCUGCUUUUGCAGCCAAGAAGCAUGCAGCCGCUGCAGCACCUGCUGCAGCAGCAACAGGUGCAGGAGCUGCAGCUGCAUCAGCAGCAGCAGCUGCUGCAGCAGCAGCCGUCGCCGACGCAAGCGCUACAGAAGCAGCUGGAACAGGUACAGCGGCAACUGAACAAGAUGCAGCAGCAGCAGCAACAGCUCCUACAACAGCUGGGUCGUCGCCAUGGCAAACAGCCGCAGCAGCAGCAGCAGCAGCUGGUGCAGUUGCAGGAGCAUCUUUCUGUCUUCUCGCCCGGUGCUUCCGUUGAUUAUAGGGCGCCGUCUGCGGCUGCCGUCGGGCCCUUCGUAGGCUCUGACUUUACAGCGCCUGUGCAACAAGCAGGGCAAGGGCGAGAAAUUCAGCAGCAACAGCAGCAGCAGUUGGCUGCUGCUGUUGGUACUGCUGUUGGUGCUGCAAGGAGACCAAGAGUUCCUCCUGGGUUUGGGGUCGGGCUAUUAAGCGGUUUUGGUUUGGGAGGACGCGAAGGAUUACGAAGGCAAGGGGGAGACAUACUGCAGCUUCGGGAGCAAUCGAGGGCUGCUGCUGCAGCUGCUGAUGAUGAUGCUGAUGAUGAUGAUGCUGAUUAUGAUGAUGAUGAUGAUGAUGAUGAUAGUGAUGCUCCUCCAGGUGCCCCUACACCUCGAGAGGAGAUUUCUACGGAACCCCAACGCGUCGCCGAAACAACAAUGCAAAGUGUCGGUAGAGUGCCUCGGGAAAAGAGAGAGGAUCAGCCAUCACCCGCUUCAUUGGAAGAUAUUUGGAGAUGGGAUGAUAGACAAGGGGGCUCUGCUCGCCACAGUCAGCUACCAGGAUGGUUCAUAUCAGGUGAAUAUACACCCCAAACACAGACAAGUAGAAGAAGUACCGCGUACUCUUCAAGUGCAUAUACACCUCAGAUGCCACCGACAACACCAGAAACUGCAGAUCAGUCAAGUGUACAUACACCCCAAACAUCGCCAGAAGACCCCACAAGUGACGGUGGAUUCUUGUCGUUUCCCUGGCAAUGA